This is a messenger RNA of Scatophagus argus, 7511 nucleotides long. It is a transcript of the gene sbno1, whose product is annotated as strawberry notch homolog 1 (Drosophila). The record is from RefSeq and is a predicted model, not a curated record. The transcript is spliced from 33 exons. Gene Ontology annotation, molecular function: chromatin DNA binding; histone binding. Bases 408 to 4634 code for a protein of 1408 amino acids. Gene Ontology annotation, cellular component: nucleus. Gene Ontology annotation, biological process: regulation of DNA-templated transcription. NCBI's taxonomy places the organism in Eukaryota, Metazoa, Chordata, Actinopteri, Scatophagidae.
AACUGUCGUGUCGCUGAUUUGAAUGUGAAAGUGUCUUUGAGCGCAGUGCGUUAGCUUUCUGUUAGGAGGCUAGCUAGCAUGCUAAGCUGUGUCACCGCUGUGUUACAAGGCCACUUUAGCUAGCUGGAAUGACAGCGUGCCGCGGCUUAGCUGGUGCAAAUUAACGUCAACUAUGUCGAAUACUGAGGUGUACCAGCGCACAAAAUGUCUGUUUCUGUCAUACGUUAUAGUUGCUGUUUGUAUAAAUAAUAAUUAACCAACCGGGCUAACGAACAGAUGCGGGAAGCUACGUUGAGUCAGAGACUCCAGGAAGUUGACCGUACCAAAGGAGGGCAUUGAAAACACGUGUUUUGUUUUGGGUCACUUUGGCAUAAGACUCGGACGCGACCCGGUGUGUGGGCUUUUCUAUGGAUCCGGGACAGGAUUUACUUCUUGCUGCUCUGAGUGAGAGUGGCAUUUGCCCAAAUGAUAUUGGCCUAUUUGAUGUUGAUGCUCAGGAUGUUGCACAGCCCACCACAACCCAGCAAUCCAUCUCCAUCAGUGCCCUGGAUGUUGGUGUGGGGACAGAAUCAGUGGACGUUGUUCGAACGGAGCCUCCAGCUCCAGUCCCUAUAGUUACCAUCAGGCACAAACCUCAGCCAUCAACCACCACGUUUGUCUUAAAUCAGCUGAAUCAGUUGCCGUCGCUCGGAGCUGUUGUAACCAAACAGUCUGCCCCGAACAAUAUCAAACAUACCAUAACUGUCACCAAGGUGGUCCACGUUGCUAACUCAGCCCUGCGAGGUUCUUCGACACCCUCCUCUACAAUUAUCCCUCCCUCAGCGUCCACAGCAGUGCCUUCUAACAGAGAUCAGCAGAUUCAGUUGAAAGACCUCCUUACAACCAGCAGUGUGAAGAGCGGCGGUCUAAAGGGCAACAGUCUGAUGGAGCUCAUGAAGCUAAAACCUCCACCUGACAUUACUACACCAGUAGCAACAGCAACUGCGACAGGUGAACUGAACAAUGGAAUCAAGAAGGAGGCGAUGGGUAAAGAUGCUGCCAGAAUCUGGAUUAAUGACGGCAGUAAAAUGCAAAACUUCUCACAUUCUCUGAAACCCCCAAGCAUGAAAGAGGAAGACGAGCCUGAGGAGGAAGAGGAAGAGGAGUUGGGUCAUGCAGAAACGUAUGCAGAGUACAUGCCAAUGAAAUUAAAGGUCGGUCUGCGGCAUCCUGAUCCUGUGGUGGAGACGAGUUCCCUGUCCAGCGUCAGUCCUCCGGAAGUUUGGUACAGAUUAUCCAUCCCAGAAGAAGUCAUUGACCGUGGCUGCCUGUCAGCCUUGCAGCUGGAAGCAAUCACAUAUGCAGCUCAGCAACAUGAGACAUUCCUCCCCGGCGGUGACCGAGCAGCUUAUUUGAUUGGUGAUGGAGCCGGUGUGGGGAAAGGCCGGACUAUUGCAGGGAUCAUCUAUGAGAAUUAUCUUUUAGGCAGGAAGCGAUCACUUUGGUUUAGUGUCUCAAAUGAUUUGAAGUAUGAUGCUGAAAGGGAUUUAAGGGAUAUAGGAGCUAAAAACAUCCAGGUUCACUCUCUGAACAAGUUCAAAUAUGGCAAAAUCUCCUCGAAACACAAUGGGAGUGUGAAGAAAGGUGUGAUAUUUGCCACCUACUCUUCCUUGAUAGGAGAGAGCCAAUCAGGAGGGAAGUACAAGACCAGAUUUCAGCAGCUUCUCCACUGGUGUGGGGAGGACUUUGACGGAGUCAUUGUCUAUGACGAGUGUCACAAAGCCAAAAACGUGUGUCCAGUAGGAUCAUCCAAACCUACAAAAACUGGGCUUGCAGUAUUGGAGCUGCAGAACAAACUCCCCAAGGCUCGCGUUGUGUAUGCAAGUGCUACAGGUGCCUCUGAACCUCGAAAUAUGGCCUACAUGAAUCGGCUGGGCAUCUGGGGAGCCAAAACACCCUUCAGAGAGUUUGGUGACUUUAUCCAGGCUGUAGAGCGCAGAGGUGUUGGUGCCAUGGAGAUUGUUGCUAUGGACAUGAAACUGAGGGGGAUGUACAUUGCAAGGCAGUUGAGUUUCACGGGUGUGACUUUCAAGAUUGAGGAGGUUGCCCUGACUCAGAAGUACAUCAACAUGUACAACAAAUCAGUCAGGCUGUGGGUGAGGGCACGUGAGAAGUUCCAGCAGGCUGCGAACCUGAUUGACGCAGAGCAACGCAUGAAGAAGUCCAUGUGGGGCCAGUUCUGGUCCGCUCACCAGAGGUUCUUUAAAUACCUCUGCAUCGCCUCCAAAGUCCGCAGGGUGGUCCAGCUGGCCAGAGAGGAAGUCCAGAAUGGAAAGUGUGUGGUCAUAGGUCUUCAGUCCACCGGAGAAGCAAGAACACUUGAGGCUUUGGAGGAAGGAGGAGGCGAACUCAAUGACUUUGUGUCAACUGCAAAGGGUGUGCUGCAGUCCCUGGUUGAGAAGCACUUUCCAGCUCCUGACAGACAGAAGCUUUACACCCUGCUGGGUAUUGAUCUCUCGGCGAAGAAGACGCCGUCUCCCUCUGAGGCUGCCGCACCAGACCAGAAGGGCAAGAAAAGGAAAGGUCAAGAGAUCAAAAAGCAGCAGAAAAAGAAGCCUCGAAAGCAUGGCGGGUUGUCGGGUACCAGCUCGGAGGAGAGCCAGUCAGAGGAGUCGGACAAAGAGUCGGGUAAAGACUGCGACAGUGACGACAGCUUCAAAUCUGUGAGCUCGGCGGAUGAAGACGACGACUUCAACCCGUUCAGAGACGAGUCUGACGAUGACGACGAAGACGAUCCGUGGCUCAUCAGAAAGGAACCAAAGAAAGGGAAGGAGAAGAAGAAGAAAAAGAGAAGGAAGAGCAUCGAUCCGGACUCUAUUCAAAGUGCCUUGUUAGCCUCUGGGCUGGGCUCCACCAGGCCUGCCUUCACUGCCUCUGUUAACGCCCCCAGCACACCUGCCACAGUCAAGGCAGAGAGUCAGGAGAGCUGCGUGACGAGUCAGGACGCAGUGGAACAUGCCCAGAAAAUGAAGAGAGAACUGCUGGAGGAACUCGAAGAGCUGGCGGAGGAUCUGCCUCCCAACACUCUGGACGAGCUAAUAGAUGAACUGGGAGGACCAGAAAAUGUAGCUGAGAUGACUGGCCGCAAAGGUCGUGUGGUGAGCAAUGACGACGGCAGCAUCACCUACGAGUCUCGCUCUGAGCUGGACGUCCCGGUGGAAAUCCUCAAUCUCACAGAGAAGCAGAGAUUCAUGGACGGAGAGAAGAACAUCGCCAUCAUCUCGGAGGCUGCCAGCUCAGGUAUUUCCCUGCAGGCCGAUCGUCGAGUGAAGAACCAGCGGCGGAGGGUCCACAUGACGCUGGAGCUGCCGUGGAGUGCAGACCGGGCCAUACAGCAGUUCGGGAGAACUCACAGGUCAAACCAGGUCACAGCUCCAGAAUACGUCUUCCUCAUAUCAGAGCUUGCCGGAGAGCAGAGAUUUGCAUCCAUUGUUGCCAAAAGACUAGAAAGCCUGGGUGCUCUCACUCACGGAGACAGAAGAGCAACAGAAACUCGAGACCUCAGCAGGUUCAACUUUGACAACAAAUACGGCAGAAACGCUCUGGAAAUUGUGAUGAAGUCAAUCGUGAAGCUGGACUCUCCGUUAGUUUCUCCACCCUCUGACUUCAAUGGAGAUUUCUUCAAAGAGAUUCAGAGUGGGUUGAUAGGUGUGGGCCUCAUCAAUGUGGAGGACCGAUCUGGCAUCCUGUCACUGGACAAAGACUACAACAACAUGGGCAAGUUCCUGAACCGGAUUUUGGGCAUGGAGGUCCACCAGCAGAACGCCUUGUUCCAGUACUUUUCUGACACAUUGGGAGCAGUUAUCCAGGAAGCAAAGAAGAACGGCAGAUAUGACAUGGGCAUUCUUGAUUUGGGCUCUGGGGAUGAGAAAGUGAAGAAGAUGGACUGCAGGAAAUUCCUGACCCCAGGCUAUACCACAUCGGGACACGUGGAACUCUUCACCGUGAGCGUGGAGAGAGGAAUGUCGUGGGAGGAGGCGACGCAUGUUUGGGCGGAGCAGAACGGACCAGAUGAUGGCUUUUAUGUGCAGAUGAGAAACAACAAGAAAACUUCCAUACUGGUGAAAGAGGUGAACACCAAGAAGAGGCUCUUCCUGGUGUACAGGCCGAACACCGGCAGGCAGCUCAAGCUGGAGACGUACGCUGACAUCAAGAAGAAGUUUAAAAAGGUUUUGUCAGAAGACGCCAAGCAGUACUGGACGGACCAGUACAACUCAUCUGCACAAAUCUGCUCACAUGCGUACUGGCGGGGGAACUGUAAGAAGGCCUCGGUGGGUCUGCAGUGCGAAGUCGGCCUUCGCUGCAGGACCUACUACGUCCUGUGUGGCUCGGUGCUCAGCGUGUGGAACGAGGUGGAGUUGGUGCUCACUCCGGUCAGCGGAACCAACGUGAAGGUGCAGAUCGUCCGCCUCAGAACGGAAGACGGCCAGAGGAUAGUUGGGCUCAUCAUUCCAGCGAACUGCGUGUCCGCAUUAAUCAACAAGCUCUCGACGUCGGACCAGAACCAGCAGCUCGCUGUGCAGGAGCAGCAGAAGCGGCAGCAGCUCCACCCCCAAAGUCUGAGUCACGCACCAACACACAGUUUGGGGUUGUAGCGCUCGGCUUCAUGGGCGUCGAUCCCAUCUCCACCCUGUCAGUCUGAAGGGAUUUGACUCGUCAAUCUCUUAUUGCUGCACCACAGGCUCCAGGACCCCCCCUGUUCUGCACCCUCACCCUCCUCCCCCAAAAAUGUUUCAGAGGUGUGGCACGAGCUGUGAUGAUUCUCAGAUGUAAAGCAGUGGUUGUACAGAGAAAAAGAUUUCAGGGGUUUUUCCUUUUUUUUUUUCCUUUUUCCUUUUUUAAUCUCCAGAGACUCUUGUUUUCACCUAGAGAGAUUUGCCAGGUGAUGUUUUGUCCUCUGACAUUCAGAGUGAAAAAGAUUUGCGAUAUAUCGAUCGAGCUGCGACCCGGAGGGCGUGAUUUAUCCACUCCUCAGCCAUGCUCUAAGCCGUUUAGUCCGGACUACGUAGACUCUGUCUUGGUUCAGACCAAAGGUGGACGAGACAAAGACCACUAUGUCCUCUGAAAGUCUGACAAACUACAUGAAUUCACUUUAAAAAAAAAAGAAAAAGGGACAUUUGAUGCUCAACUACAAUGUGAUGCUAAUAUUUGGUGUCAGCUGUCAGUUUGUCGCUCCUGUUUCAGCACUAGAAGAAUCAGUUCUUUGAAAUAGAAAAAGUGACAGAACGUUAGUCCAGUAAAACAGGAAACCUGGUAUUUUCUGCUUCUCUGUAGUAGACAAAAACAAUCCACUAGCAGCGCUGGUCUUUGUCAUGCAUGUGGCUUCAGUUUGAUUCCUCUUUGUCCACCGUGUAACAUUUAAAGGAGUGUUUCAGGGUUUUUUGUUUUCUCCUCCAGUCCGUCUUGAAGCGAUAGUCGGUUGAAUAUUCCUCCCAGUGUGCCGUCGGUGUGAGUGAUGGAGACCAAACCCACCGUCCUCGUCUUGUGUUUUCACGGGUUUAUCUGAAGCUGCUGUGAGACAAACCGAGCGGGUGUCUCAGGCUCGUGCUUUCAGAUAAACUUCUGAAUUCAUUUCACUGUGGAUGUUUUCCCCACGCAGAACCCGCUUCAGUGAUUUGUCAGGCAGGCCUUUUUGUAUGAGUACAAACGGGUACUGCGGUCGGUCAGGCAGCUUUGAGACGGUCAGAGUUCGACUUGUGAAAGCUUUGGUGGUUUUUAGUGUCAGCUGACGUGUUUCUAUUGAAAGUGCAAGCAAAUGUUUCCUGAAGAUAAAUAUUGACGGAGUAAAGAGUGUGAUGGAUGGAUGAGUUAGCAGAGGGGCUUUGUCGUUGCACGCAGCGUAGAAAGUCAGCAUUUAUUGGCAGCGUGUUAAAUGGUUUAUAGCACAUUAUAAUGCAGGUGUGACACAUGUAGCUUCUCCCAUCACACAUUUUUAAUAUUCAAACUGUUUCGUGUUCAUACGGCAGUUAUGGGCGCCUCACAGGAGCAGUCGACUUGUUUUGUUUGCUUUUUCCUAUACUGAUUAUUAGUAAUGAUAAACCCAUAAGUGAUACACAUUUGCAGUAAAAAUCUUACUGUUGGAAUUGAGAAUGACCAGUAAUGGAAUGUAACGGAGUAGUUUUACUCAAGUACUAUGCUUUAGUACAAUUCACAGGUACUUGACUUGAUUUCCGUUGUCUGCUGCUUGAUAUUUCCACUCCUCUACAUCAUGGAGGCCAAUAUUGUACGAGAGUGUUUUGAAAAGUUUCAUGACUUUGCGGAUUGAAUUUAAUCGAGAAUCUACUUGUAAAAUUCUAAAUAUUGGUUUCAGUGAUCGGCCUGUCCCUGACAAACACAUUAAUAAAUGCUAAAAUCUGCUCACCGCUACGCUGUGAUGUUACAAACAUGAUUAUAUGCUGCUUGUGAAAGCUAAACGGGGACUUGAAGUGGUCGUGUUGCGGGUCAAAGCCACCUUUGGUCUUUGCCUCGACGGCGAUGGCGGCGGUCAUUCAGAGGAGAGGAAACGCUCGACGAUGUACAGCAGAGCAGCAGCUGUGAGGAAUAUGAAGCGCAUGUCCGUCGCUCGCCGGUUUUCAGAGCAGAGUCUGCAGCGCUGCACUCUGCUCACGUCUUUUGUUUUGAAUUCUGCUCAGGGGUUAAACUCGUACAAAUACCCUCUUUGGAAAGAAAAAAACAAAAACAAAACAAAGUUACCUGAAAUGCAUGACCACAACUCGAUCGCUCCACCUGUACCUCCGCUCAGUGAUGUUGCUCUGCUCUCGUGUCUUCGCAACACACAUUUUAAACCCCACCACCUCCACCUCCAUUCCUCUGCUUUUUUGAGCCGAGUUGUAGUUUAAAAUGGACGAUUGCUUCUGUCGACUAGUGCACCCCUUCAGUCCUUCAGUCCUUCAGUCCGCCACCUGCACUGGAAAGGACAGACCAAAGUGUGGACACGCGAGCUGGCGAUGUAGAGACUGAGCUGUGUUCUCUGCUCGGGCGCCUCAUGAACCUGUGGAUUAGCUCACGUUACUCUUCUGUUCUUGGUAGAUGCAUUUAAAAGUGAAAUCGGAGGUCUUUGUAUCAAACUCCUGUGCGUUUUGUACAUUUUGUCCAAGGAUCCAAACUGCAAAUGUUGGUGCAGCACAUCUGAAAUGUGGGACAGAAGUGGGAGACAAAAGGUCUGAUCUCUGGUCGGAAGUCACAUCUCUGAACUCGAACGUCCGCCACCAGACGAGCCGGCGACUCCCGUUUCAAUUCUGUCCUUUGAGAUGCUGCGUUCACGGGCUGCUGACUUGUUUUUGAAUGCUGUUUUAAAAACGUCGCAGCAGAUCUGCUCCUCUGAAGUCAAAACACUUGAAGGACUUUUGGGUUGUUUUUUUUUUCCUCCUUUUAUUGUUGCACGAGUUGCACUACUGACAGAGUUGUACAAAUAUUCAACGUGACCUGUACAUGAAUGAGUGCAAUGCUCAAUAAAGCUUGGUAUACUUCUA